Molecule: messenger RNA, 1011 nt
Organism: Neltuma alba
Lineage: Eukaryota; Viridiplantae; Streptophyta; Magnoliopsida; Fabales; Fabaceae
Product: NAC domain-containing protein 71-like
Exons: 4
Coding region: 1-1011 (336 amino acids)
Biological process (GO): regulation of DNA-templated transcription
Molecular function (GO): DNA binding
Source: RefSeq, a predicted model, not a curated record
AUGGCUCCAGCGAGUACUCUCCCACCUGGAUUUCGGUUCCAUCCAACAGAUGAAGAACUUGUUUCUUACUACCUAGAAAGAAAAAUAACAGGUCGCUCAAUAGAGCUCCAUAUAAUCCCUGAAGUUGAUCUAUACAAGCAUGAACCUUGGGAUUUGCCAGACAAGUCAUUCUUGCCAAGUAAAGAUAUGGAGUGGUACUUCUACAGUCCAAGGGAUAGAAAGUACCCAAAUGGUUCAAGAACUAACAGGGCCACAAGAUCUGGUUAUUGGAAAGCCACAGGGAAAGAUAGGCCAGUGAGUUCUCAAAAGCGAUCUGUUGGGGUGAAGAAGACGUUGGUGUAUUAUAGAGGUAGAGCUCCUCAUGGCAUAAGAACCAAUUGGCUUAUGCAUGAGUAUCGCCUCAUUGAUUCAGAACCAGCAAGUGUUUUCUCAUCUUUGAAGGAUUCAUACUCAUUGUGUCGCAUCUUCAAGAAGACGAUCCAAACCUCGGAAUCACCUAAAGAAAAAGACAAAGCUAAGGAAGCAAAGAAGGAAUCUGUAGGAUCAGCAGAAGAGGAAGAUGAUACAGUUGCAAAUUAUCAUCAUGAUCAUGCUAAUAAUAAAUUUCCUAAUUGUGAUGCUUCUUGUUCGGAUCUCACUCAAGGAACACAUACUGAAACUGGUAUGGUAGAUGAUUUUCAAGCACAAUUCACUUGUGAUGAAGCAAACAGCGCAGCUAAGAUCACGUAUUCUCAGCUGGGCAUAAUGGAGGACCCAUCAAAUCUGUUUCAGGAUAUGGAGGUACCUACUUAUGGAAGCAUGCAUGAUGAAGUUGCAGCAUACACAGUACCGUUGGAGCAUUUGGAGAUGGAAGAUUUGCCUCAAAUAAAAUUGCCAGAGACAAAACCAUCAUUAAUGAAGCCUGAAAUAAUUAGUGGCCAAUGCGUUUUAUAUGAUAAAUACAAGGACUGUACCUAUGGAACCCUAGAAGAGAUAAUCUCUCUGUGUUCCUCGACAUAUACACAAUUUUAA